GGGCGACAAACUAGUUUGCCGCAGAACAUGGAGGAAUAAAAUCUCCAUGCGCAGACUAGACGUAGUGUAUGCUUUAGCCUUGGCCCCAAUUCUAUUACUGCCUAGUAUUACUUGAAUAGUUCUGCUCAUUCAUGUACUUGUACAUGUAGUGAUGUACUAUGUCUACGUGAAUCAUCUUCACGAAGAAGGGUGUUGAAUAAUUCAUGAUGGAGGAGAUACUUGCGAGCAUUGAGCAGCAGCUGUGCUCCUUUCAUAUCCUCGAUGAAAAUGUUGGAGUUGAUGGUGGGCGCAGCCAAUCAGAUGACAACGAUGACAGCUCCUUCCAUGCUGGCCAAGCGUUUGAGUCCUUGAUCAAAAUGAAUGGGAAGCCCAUCCCACCUCCUGUGAUGACAAAACAGAAGCGGCUAGAAAUGAGAGCACUGCGGGGCAAAGCCGUCGAGAUAGAACAGGAACUUGCCAAUCAGAGACGGCUAAAGUUAUUAGAGAAGGUGCAGACUAUUGUUAGCAGAAUAGAGGAGAGGAGAUCUACGAGUCAAGCCAGCCAAGUGGAUGUUAACCCUAUCUCAGUGGAGCCGGAAGACAGUCGCUCACCCAAUCCAGCUAAUCUCUUGCAAGCUCUUGACAAUCCAACAGAUACAAAUUCUGAGACAGUAAAUCAUACCAGCUCUAUUGGACACCCAAAUCAAAACUCAUCCUGGACGACUCUUGACCCAAGAAUACCUCACCUAGUCACGAGCCUUACUGCUGGUAUAUCCAGUGCACAAGGAUCCACUAGUAGCAGCAGUGAUGUAAGUCUGCUCAAUCAGACAGUUGUUGCAGCUUCAGACUUUAGUCCCAAAGAUCAAGAAGGUUCCGGCGGUACACCAAUUGAUUCAACACAAGACAAGAGUCACACUUUAGAAGACACACUGCCUAAUCAUUUGAUUCUGGAAGACUCAUUGGUUCCUUGUAUUAGUCUGCCUCUGCCAGGAAGUAACAUUUCGAAAUCAGACUCCAGUUUUCAAAUCCCUCUGGGCAAAUCUCCAGAAACAAGUCCGCCCAAAACUGACAAAGAUGAAGCCAAUUUUCAACUGCCCAACAAUGUGCCAGUUGGAAUUUCUAAAGCAAUUGGGUCAACAGCAAGUGUAAAAUUAGCCUGUUCAUGGAACCAAGACAAGCAGCAAAUGCUGGAGCCAGAACUAUGCCAAGAUGAAAUUCCAGCUGUUCCACGGUUCCAGCUGAUGCCAAGUCUGAUGAGACUUCAUCAAGAUGAUGAAGAUGACUUGGAACCUUUUGGAGAAAGAGAGACUUACCUCAGUCUCCUUGGGGAAUAUUCCUCCUUGCCAAUGCCCGGAGGAUCCUCUCAUUUCUUCUCUGAUGUCUCUGUAGUCCCGUCCUCUACUCCACUGGAAAACCCCAGCCCCAUCAUGAUUGAAAAACUAUCAGAAGAUUGUUGGCAGAAUCUCUCAAAGGAAAACUCUGGUGAUGUUGCUUUUCCAAAUGAAGAAGAGUCAUCAGUGUUCCUGUCCAUAAGCUCAACUUUGCAGACAAACAGUGCAGGUCUUUCAUGCACUUUGCCUUCGAAUCUUAGGACAAUUAGUGCAGCAUCCACCCUUCAAGAUGUUGAUGAUCCCUGGAAUACACUGACCGAGACCCCUUUACCUACUUGUGAAGACUUUCACCUUAACCCAGAUAUCAGUGCACCCAGAGGGACUCCAGUGGGUCAGGAAGACGGUGGAAGUAAUCCUGUUUCUGUCACCAAAAGUGCCAAGGCUUCUGUGGACAGCACAGGUAAUGAGACUGGAUUUUUUUCACCUGAGAAACGGGUCCGAAGGAACUCAUACACCCUAGACCACCCCUCACCAGCCUUGCUGAGUGCACAGGCGAGGAAUGAAGCACCACAUGCCAGUGUGGAAAAGAAAAAUGCUGGAUCAUCAGCAAGGAGAAGUCUCGAACUAAACAAGGACACCCAAAUAAAUAUCAACGGAAAUUCUCAUGAAGCUGGGAUUGACACUGUUAAACCUGGAGUUCAAAAGACUCGUCCAACUGAAGAAUUUGUAGAGGAAAAGGUCCUACACCAGCAGCUGCAGUACUUUGAGGAGAUGCGGCUUCACCUGGAGCAGCAGCAGAGACAGCAGCUGCAGCAACUUCUAAUGGAGCAGCAGCAGGCACAGAUGGCACUGCAGCAGGAGAUGGUCCAGCUUGAGAGACGCUUGCAACAGCAGCAACAGCAGCAACACCAGCAGGAUACAGCGGAGGGCAAGGAGGACAGGAGGGCAGGGAGUAGGGAGGAUAGGGCUGGGAGACCCAGAGAAGGGGCCGAGACUAAGGGAAAGGUUUUCGCAACAUCAGUUUCACCAGCAAGUGUCAGUUCAAACAAGUCAACACCCAAGUCCUCUCAGAAGACACCAUCACCAGUUAUCGCCUCAAAACAAACCAGUCCCUCCUCUCUGAAUAAAGUGGUCUCUCCCGCAGUCAAGCCUGCGAGCACUGUAGGAAGUGGUGUGCGGGCUGAGCCAUUCUACUUGGGAGGGGAUCCCAGCAGGUUUGAUGGAGGGGCAUCUGUUGGUCCAGUGACGGCAAGAUCACCUGGUGUGGGAGAGAACAUUAGUACCCAGGAACAAAUCAGUCUUCUCAAGCAGAUUAAUUCACCUACAAUGUGCAAGAAACUUGAUAAGAUCUCGGCUGCAGCCAAAGGGUACCUGACAAGAAGAGUGUUCAAGACUCAACAAGUGCAGUCAAUCAUUAAGACUAUCAAGGACUCGGUAGCUUUUGCUGACAAGUUUAUCUCAGAGACGCCCAUCAAAAAAGGUGGCAUGUCCAUGCAGGACAUGGCAUUAGCGGAGCGUGUCCUUGCUCAGGUCAGGGCUGCCCAGUAUGACCUCUAUGACAUUUUCUUCACACUACCCAUAGCUGACAGAAUGAGCCUGAUUGAGAAGUCCAAGAGAUUGAUCGUAGAGGGAGGACAGACCAAAAAGGUAUCUCCCGAGGGAGACACAAAGGUUCCAUCCCAGCCACUAUCAUCAGCUACAGUCAAGGCCUUGGAGAGAAAGAAGAAGGCCAGGGAGGCUGAGGCCAGACUAUUUGGAGACAUGAAAUCAGUGUCUAAGGCAGGAGUUCCAUCCUCCAGAAGCCGGCCUGUCAGUGUUGCUGAGGGCAGAAUCCUAAAGCCAUUACUUAGUCAACGGUCCCCAGCUAGGCCAGCUAGUACAAACACAUACAGACCGUCCAGCUAUGGUCUAGUCAUCAGUCAGGAUCUGCAAAAAUCCAAAGAUAUAAAGAAAUUGACCCAUGACCCCGGGAGGCCAAAGUUCACUGCCCAGAAGGCACCAGGCAAUGUGAUACAGGGUGUGAGAGCGAUGAAGACACGGUCUCCGGUGGCAGUUAAGACCAAAGGCGUGCGGAGGUCACUGUAUCCCAUCACCAAUCCAGCCAAGAAAGUUUCCCGGAGGACAGUGGACGUCAAAAAAUAAAACAUCAGUUUGAGUCAGGUAUCUCCAGAGAUGAACCUAGUGGACCUAGUGGCUGGACUCUACCUUCUUGAAUCCUGCACAUCUUCCAGCAUUGCUUGAUGGAUGUUGAAGAGUCUUAAAGGCAUGCAGUCAUCCAUGCCAAAGAAACACUCUGCUGGAAAAGCUUUUCGGAGGAAGAUGUUUUGAAUUUUUGAAACACCAUGGUGGAAAUGGUGUUCUUGUCAGGAAUAUAGUAGGAAAUAUUCAUCAAUGAGGACCCACAGAAUCACUCCUAAGGCCAUACUCUUGUUAGUAAUUUUGGCCCAGUUAACAUGGGAAAUAGCAAACUGACCUCUUUGAUUGUCUCAAUUUGGUUUACUGAUGAAAUGGCUUGUUCCCUUGGAACUGUCCAUGUGAGGGCUUGACAUAUUACAUUAUACCACUUUUGAUAAGUGUUUCAAGUUUGGAGACAAAUCUUGAUAAAAAUCUUAGACUAGUGUUGGUAGUUAAACGUAGAAAUGGUUUGGCAAAAAAGGAGGUAUCCCGCCUAUUGUUGAUCUCUUGAUUCACCCUUCUAGCUCAUGUUUGAAUUCAUGUCUUUCAACCCUGUAUUGUAUGUUACAUGUACAUCAAGUAAGUUAAGUGUGGACAACUUUAUGCAAAUUUCUGAUUAAGCAAUAAUACACAUAUUUCAUACUUUUUGUAUUCUAUUUAUGUGCAAUGUAAAAGUUGUUUGGCUUUAAAAUUGUUGAAAUGUUUGAUGUGCAUUAAAUGGAGAAGUGUUAUAUCAGUGAGUUAAUUAUAAAGUGAAAUGUGUGGAUUAGUUAAAAACCCGCCCUUUGCAAUUAGCAUAUUGGACAAUGCUGCCCUUUCAGUGAGCAUUUAAUGCACUGGCUGUUCUUAACCAUUAGGGAUUCUAUUCCUGUAUAAGCCAGAUUGGGUGUGCCUGCUUGGGUGUACAUGUAUGUGUGUUGAAGCAUGUUCUCAGCGUCAUGCAUAGCCACUGUGAUGGGUGUACCAGCUCCAAAGGCUUGUCAGUCAACUUGUUAUUUCACUGAACUUUUCACAGUGCUUCUAUCAGAUGUGUUCUCGCUGUUGGUGACUAGUGUGGGUUGGAAGCACAGCUAGGGAAGUGGAAUAGAUUUUCAUGACUGUGUAUGUUAAUAUUUGUGUUCUAUGCAAAUUCUUUCUGCAUAAUGAUGUGGAUACAGGCACUGUAUCUAUCAAGCAGUGAUUGCUGUGCCUAAGCAUGCUGAUUUUUUUCUUCUUUUACAAGGUGCUUGUAAAAACCCUAUUUUAUAGCUUCCAAAAUGAAACUUUUCAGCAGCUUUGUUGAAGUUAAAAAACUUAGAUUUAUUAAUUUGAGAAAUGUAUGUCAAUUAUUUGCCAGUUUUCAUUUGUUACAGCAUUUUGUUUUUUUGCAGUUGACAUUUGUAGUGGAGCUCUUUUAUACAAAUCUCAGUGAAUGUUUGUAAUUCGGAAUCAGAUUUGGAUCCUAAGUUAAUGAUCAGAUGUUUUAAAUACAAGAACCUGGACUUUAUUUAACAACAUGUGUCCUUUAUCUCCCCCAACUUUCAAGAUCUGCAAUCGGUGUGAAAUAGAAAACAUCAGAGUAUUGUCUCCAGUACAAUCAUGUUAUAUUGUAUACAAACCUGCUGAAAGCUCAGAAUGUAGUGCAUGUUUUGAGCAUGGAAAUUUGCUUAUUUGUGUUUAAUGGUCCUCUUUUUGCAUCAAAGUUUGUACGUGCCAAACAGUGAGGAAUGUCCUAUUUAUUUUCAUAUCAUUCACUGGUAACUUAGUUUGUGCAGGAAUUCCACCAUUGGGUUUCAUUAUCUAACCUGUUAACCUUGCAAAAAGGAAAUGCAGUGCAUGUUUGAAUUAACAAUAUUUUAUUUGGCCAUUUUAAGGUAAUGUUAAGUUAUGCUGAAGUGUAACGCUUUCUUGUGAAGACAGUUUUAUUUAUCCAAAUGAAGUUUGCACUCUUUCAAGAGAUUCUGGAGCCACCAAUGUAUUUUACACUAACACAGUUCCAUUUCAUGGAGCUACUUUAUUUACUGCAUUGAAAUUUAAGGCAGUGUUUUGCCAAAUAAUUGCGGAUGCAUGGCUGCAGAAUUAAUAAUCAGUAAACCUUGUUUUCAAUGAAACUUGUCAUUUUGUUAGUUGACAGUUUAUUUGAAAACUAAUAUGGAAUAGUUUCAAUUAAAAAAGCACCAUCUUUGUGUUAAUGUUA
Messenger RNA from Acanthaster planci (crown-of-thorns starfish), 5661 nucleotides. RefSeq lists its product as uncharacterized. NCBI's taxonomy places the organism in Eukaryota, Metazoa, Echinodermata, Asteroidea, Valvatida, Acanthasteridae. Gene Ontology annotation, cellular component: centriole. The record is from RefSeq and is a predicted model, not a curated record. Gene Ontology annotation, biological process: ciliary basal body organization; negative regulation of centriole elongation; centriole replication.